Somion occarium is the source of this 2920-nucleotide messenger RNA. The record is from the annotation of a GenBank genome assembly. Lineage: Eukaryota; Fungi; Basidiomycota; Agaricomycetes; Polyporales; Cerrenaceae.
GUGCCCCAAGAUGCUUGAAGGCUCGAAGACAGGAGAAGUGUCGAAUGCCACGCGAGCUGCACGUGCUCCAUCACAUUUCAGCCACAGACGCGUUUUGCACAACUUGUCGCGCGUCUGGUCACUCACUUCCACUUCUAGGUAGCAGAAAAUAUGUCUCUCAAAUUGGAGACUCCAGGAAGUUUUCCUGCUUUUCCUUUUCUUCCUUAUGAGAUUCAGUUUAAUUUGAUGCAACACCUUUAUACCUCCAUUGAGGAUAGGAAGGUAACCAUUGUGGAAAGUCCUACAGGAACGGGAAAAACUCUAAGUUUACUGUGCGCAUCACUGACAUGGUUGCGCGAUGAGCUGGACCGCGUCAAAAGGGGGAAACUUGCAGCAUCAGAGGGAGACGCACUGGACUGGGUAAUUGCGCAAACAGUAGAACGCAAAAGACGCGAAUUGGAGGCCGAUGAACUUGAAUAUUCGGAACGCCUUCGAAAAGCCAAGCAGAAAGAAGCAAGCUUACGAAAAACCGCUCAAAACAGGGCGAAACGAGCAAGAACAGAGAAGUCGUCCACAUCAGACGUACAUUUAGAUGACAUGGCCUUCCUUCCUGAUGACGAUAACGAAGCUAGGGACGAAGACGACAAUUUAUCGCCAGAAGUACGCGCAAUGAUGAAACAAUUGGAACGGCCAAGCAAAGUAGACGCAGAACCUGAGCCGACUUGCACAAAGAUCUACUAUGCUUCGCGCACACAUUCGCAGCUCUCACAGGUUCUUCAUGAAUUGGAAAAAUUGCAAAUCAAUCUUUCGGGCACAUCCGUUCUGUCACUGCAUCCAGAAGCAUCAAAAUCUCCUCCAGAUUCUGCCAAGAGACCGAUAUCUCUUGUAGACGAAGAUGAUGAAGUUACGACACCGGAAGUCCGGGCAGUCUCAUUGGGAUCUCGAAAACAACUGUGUAUCAAUGAGAACUUGAAAGGCAAAGCUGGUGACCUGGAUGAGGCAUGCAGACAGAGAUUGAGCGAAAAAGGUGACAGACGAUGUCAGUACCUACCACCAAUUGAGGACGAAAUUCGUAUACUAGACUUCAGAGAUCAAGUCCUCGCAACGCCAAAGGAUAUAGAAGAUCUCGUCGUUUCUGGCCAGAACGCACAAACGUGUCCGUAUUUCGGUUCACGACGCGCUAUUACUCAAGCUCAGCUAGUUAUGCUCCCCUACAACCUACUACUGCAGAGUGCUGCCAGAGAAUCAUUAGGAAUUGACCUCAAAGACCAAGUAAUCAUUAUUGACGAGGCGCACAACCUUAUCUCGACGCUGUUGUCACUCUCCACCAUCCAGCUUCCUCUGAAGACGCUUACAACAUCGCUGCACCAGCUCUCCAUCUACCUCGCUCGCUUCAAAGACCGUUUGUCGACUCAGAACUCUCUGCACCUAAAGCGCCUUGUAGGACUUCUAGAUGCACUGCUCAAGUAUGCAGAAGAGUGGAAGGGCGAGCGUAACAAAGUAAACCCGAAUCCGGGACCCGCCAAGGCAAAGGAAAAUGUCGAAACCAUGACAUCGGGAGAAUUACUCCGCAAACUUGGCAGGAAGGUUGAAGGUAUCAACUUGCUCGAAGUGGAGGCCUACUUGAAGAAGAGUAGGAUUGCCCGGAAGAUAUCUGGAUAUUGUGCCAAGGAACUCGAGAAGGCUGCUGGAGCAGACCCUCUAAAACGAGCCAAACUAUCGCGACUUUCAAAUACGACGCCACCCCUGCAUGCCGUUGAAAGCUUCAUUGUUGCUUUGACUGCAUCCAGCGACGACGGUCGAGUGACAUUCUCCAUGAUCGAUGACCAAGUGGAGAUCAAAUACCAACACCUGAACCCUGCAACCUACUUUCGAGAGGUGGUCGAGGUCGCUCGCUCAGUCGUCCUCGCUGGCGGUACGAUGUCUCCUAUUUCAGAUGUUACCAAUCAAUUAUUCACUUGGCUAUCUGCGGAGAAGCUAACUACAUUCUCUUGUGGUCACAUUAUCCCGGCGUCCAACCUUCAGACGCUAGUAGUAAAGAAAGGACCUCGGGGCGGAGACCUGCAAUUCAAAUUUGAUCGGCGCAACGACCAAGCUUUGUUAGCAGAACUCGGACAGAUCAUGCUCAACUUCGCAAAUGUGGUUCCGAGUGGCAUGGUCGUAUUCGUCCCUUCAUAUAGCUUCCUCCAUGUGUUGAUCAAUGCUUGGGAAAGCAGCGGCACUUUAGAGAAACUCCGGUCAAAAAAGAGGGUGUUUAUGGAGCCCCAGGAUGCCUCCGGAGUGGAGCGGGUGCUACGUGAGUACGCAGCUGAGAUCCAAGUCCCCACGGUCAAGGCUGCUCCAGGCAGCGGUAGGAAAGCCGGUGCGCUACUGUUCGCAGUGAUCGGCGCGAAGUUAUCGGAAGGACUGAACUUCACCGAUGACUUGGCUCGAGCUGUCGUGAUCAUUGGACUACCCUUCGCGAACCUGGCCUCGCCCGAACUGCGGGAACGCAUGCAGUAUGUGAAUAGAUUGGAGCAAAGCCGAGGUGUCAAAAGGUUGCCUGGGGUGAAGGAUGCUGCGACAGAGCUCUAUGAGAAUAUGUGUAUGAAUGCAGUCAAUCAGAGUAUUGGUCGUGCCAUCCGGCAUAAGGACGAUUGGGCGUCCCUAGUGCUAAUCGACGGUCGGUACUCUUCCCCUCGUAUCCGUAGCAAACUACCGAAGUGGAUUGGGGAGAGCCUAAUUAUUACCGAGACGUUUGGCGAAGUCAUGAAAGAAAUGGGCCGUUUCUACCGGGAAAAGAAAUCGAGAUUGUAACGAUCUUAGCACCCCAUUUUGCCUUGUUGUACCUAUCGUUGUUUACGCUCUGAUAGAGUUGUAUUGGAUUUACCUCACGCAUUCAUGUAUGAUCGAGAUUAUAAAUAUUCAAGAAAGAAAGAUUGCCGUGGUGUUUAGUAGUACA